GAUCGUCAAUAGAAGUCAUGGCUGCAAGUGAACUGUCAAUAGAGCAAAUUCAUAAGUUUUUAUUAGAAAAAGGUGGAAUUGUGCCAAAUAGAGACGUUGUCAGACACUUUAGGGGAUACUUAACCGACCGUGCAUCCCAAGAUGACGCAAGAAUUAAAUUUAAACGUUACGUUAACGUCUUGGCCACAACCAAAUCUGAAGAUAACGAAAAGUUCCUCAUACUUCGCCCCAAAUACAGCAUGCCAUUGGAAGAUGUGAUGCAAUACUCAGUAUCUUCAUCUCCUUCACCACAACUCGAUCCUCGAAACGCAAUCGGAAUACCGGUGUCUCCUUCCUUAUCAAUUCCCGAGUUUAUUCCUAGUCCAAGUAAUUCGCCAGCUCCAAGGCAACCUCCUCCGUAUAGACCACCUCCCCCGGUAACUCCAACAUCUUCGUUGGACAGCAUCUCGAUAAGUUCCUCAUGCGUUUCCAUCAACGAUGAUGGACCGGUGGUUCCUCCUAGAAGGAAAAUUAUUAUGAGAAAAUCGGAAAGCGACAGUGGAAUUGAAGAUAAGUUAUCAGUAAAUAUGAAGAUGAAGGUUGAAGAUGAAGAGGAAACUACUGAAAAUGACAAGUCCUCGGUUAGUGUGAAAGAACGCACACAGAAAUUUAAUCGAAUGGCCUCGGUGGAUGAUGAAUUGAGUCCACACAGACCACAUAAAGAAAAGAAGAAGAAGGAACAACCGGAAAAGGGGGUCGACGAGGAUGACGGCGCUGCGGUCAUGCUGCUCGAGCCGAAGAGGAGGGCCGAAUGGUACGUGACGGCCGCAAAGGGAGACUAUCACCUCCUCGUGAAGCUGGCCUCCGAGGAACCGCGAUUCGUCAAGCUCAAGGACCCGUUCACGUAUACCGUCCUACAUUGGGGCGCGAAACACGGCAACGAGGACAUCGUCAAGCACUUUGCGGGGACUUACAAGUGCGAUGUCAAUGCUAAAACGAAUGGAGGUUAUACACCACUUCAUAUAGCCGCCCAAUUUGGUAGGGAAAAAGUUUACGAUUUAUUAAUUCAAACAUAUGGAGCCGGACCAGGUAUAAGAGAUUAUAGUGGAAGAACACCGAGUCAAUAUAAAACGUCACAUAUUCAAGCAACAGCGAUCGUAAAUCAGAAGAAAUCAAGAAAGAAAACGACAGAAAAAGAUUUAGGUUUCUUACGAAUAGGAUCAUUAAACGUACGCGUCAAAAAAACAACAGAAGCCUUCAGUAACUUUCUUGGUGUUGGGAAUACGGUGCCAAUUAACCCUAUUGACACCUCAAACUUUCACAAGGGUUGGGGUUCAGCAGAUAAUGUUGCACAGGAAAAUGUGUUAAAAAGCAAAAGAAAGAUGAAGAGGCCGUUGGAGAAUACAGGAACAAAUAGCACACCAGGAACGCCAAAUAGUCAUACCAGGGCACUCGUCCAAAGGAACCUUCAGGACUCGGAUUCGGAUUCAGCAGCAGGUUUUGAUUCUCACUGGCAGAAUUAAUGAAAAUGUAGCGUAAUGGUUUUGUAUUAUAUGAUUUGAUAGUAUAUAAAAGACAUGUACUUAGAUCUGAUUUGUAAUGUUAUUUAUAUUCAAUUGUAUUGUGUUAUGAUGAAAAUUAAUAAAUGACAGAGGUGGAUGGUUUUAUUUAA
This is a messenger RNA of Onthophagus taurus, 1651 nucleotides long. Its product is annotated as ankyrin repeat domain family member sosondowah. The record is from RefSeq and is a predicted model, not a curated record. Gene Ontology annotation, molecular function: protein binding. Lineage: Eukaryota; Metazoa; Arthropoda; Insecta; Coleoptera; Scarabaeidae.